GCGAUCCGCCAGGCUCGCAGGGCCGUCCAUGCGCCGCGAUUGCGCCCGCCGAGGAUCCAGCCGCGCCGUGGGAUUGCAGCGAGCCGCUGGCAAUGGCCCUGUCCCUGCCGCGCACCUUGGGAGAACUCCAGCUGUAUCGUGUCCUCCAGCGAGCCAACCUUCUCUCCUACUAUGAGACCUUCAUCCAGCAGGGCGGCGAUGAUGUGCAGCAGCUGUGUGAGGCCGGCGAAGAGGAGUUCCUGGAGAUCAUGGCUUUGGUUGGCAUGGCGACCAAGCCGCUUCACGUCCGGCGCCUGCAGAAAGCCUUGCGGGAGUGGGCUACCAAUCCAGGGCUUUUCAAUCAGCCAGUGCCCUCCAUUCCCGUGAGCAGCAUACCUCUCUUCAAGAUCUCCGAGUCCGGGGGACACAAAUCACUCACCAAUGGGCACGCCAGUCCAGGAGAGACCCCCUCCAAGACGAGUGGGACAUCCCCUGCCAAGAGCCCCUCGGAGCCAAGAGAUAAGCUUUCUCCCUUGCCAGCCAUUCAGUGGAGCACCGCUGAGUCAGAAGAGGAGGGAGGGGUGUCCUCGCCCGUGGGGCACCCUUUGUCCACAGAACAUCUCGACCCGGAGCUGGUCCAGGUGGUGUCAGAAAGCGUGGAGCGGCUUUUGCGCAGCUGCCCUCGUGGGGGCGACGCUGAACUGAGGGCCCUCAUGAAGAUGAACAAGAAACUGGCCAAAACGGUGGGACAUAUCUUCCGCAUGGACAAUGGGGACCCCCGCAAAGAGGAAGAGAUCCGGCGCCACAGCGCCAUCUAUGGGCGAGGAGAAGCCCGGCGAUGUGAGAGCAAGCAGCUCACGUUGCAUGAGUUGACUAUCAACGAGGCUGCGGCUCAGUUCUGCCUGCGGGACCCUUCCCUGCUGCUGCGCCGAGUGGAGCUCUUUUCUCUCUCGCGCCAGGUGGCUCGAGAGAGCAGCUACCUGACCUCACUGAAGGGAUCCAGACUGCAUCCAGAUGUAGGUGGUCCUGGACAAGCCAAGAGACUCAAGCAAGAAGUUGCAGAGCACAGCCGGCCUGAUCUUCCCUUGGUCUGCGAACCGUUCCUUCCUCAGUACCGGUCCAGUGUGGAGGAGGAUACUGCCAGCUUGUCAGGGGAAAGCUUAGACGGACACCCACAAGCCACCGGCUCCUGUCCUCGACUGACUCCGCCCCCCAGUGCCGCCUCUGAGGCGCUGCUGGGCCUCCCGCCUCACGGGCUGUGGAGCCGCCACAUCCUCCAGCAGACUCUGAUGGACGAAGGCCUGCGGUUGGCUCGGCUGGUCUCUCAUGAGCGGGUGGGGCGGCUCAGCCCUUGCCUCCCUGGCAAGCCUCAGGGGCCAGGUAAGUAA
Messenger RNA from Heteronotia binoei (common prickly gecko), 1367 nucleotides. RefSeq names its product NGFI-A binding protein 2 (gene NAB2). The transcript is spliced from 6 exons. Gene Ontology annotation, molecular function: transcription factor binding; transcription coregulator activity. The record is from RefSeq and is a predicted model, not a curated record. Bases 93 to 1367 code for a protein of 424 amino acids. Gene Ontology annotation, cellular component: nucleus. Gene Ontology annotation, biological process: negative regulation of DNA-templated transcription. Lineage: Eukaryota; Metazoa; Chordata; Lepidosauria; Squamata; Gekkonidae.